AUGAAGAGGAAGCACCAGGGCCUGUUCCCCGUCUUGAAUGACGGCGGACGAGAGCCCUCAGUGACCGUGAAUGAGAUCUCGACCGACGCUCGAGAAAGAGCCAUAGCCUAUACGGCGAGAAGGGGUUAUGAUAUCGUCCAUUUCCUCCGGGCAGUCUGGUCCAUCGUGCUGCAGCAGUUCUUGGAAACCGACUUGGUCUGCUUUGUGUUUUCCGAUCACUCAGGAGUGCAGGUUUGCGAGGUACCUGUCUCUCGCGAAGAGUCCAUCCCGAAUCUAUUGGAGCGCAUCGCAGAGUUACGGCCUUUGCCGAGUGCCCUCUGCGAGGAAACACGGAUGAAUACAGGCUUGCUGAUUGGGGAUACCUCUCUCGAGGUCAACCCUACGGCGGUCCUCGACACUUUUCGAAGGAUCCAGAAAGACAACCAGCCGUGCGACUGCCUACUAGUCUUGGAGGGAGAGCCGCCCCAUCGACUAGUUCUUGUAGCAACGACAACCAUACUCUCCAGCGACCAGGCCACAGCCGUUGCAUCCACCGUCUCCCAGGUCAUGGUAGAAAUGUCGGCAGAAGACAACAGCCGCACGGUGGGGGAUUUGAGUCUACUUAGCGAGCAUAAUCAACAAUGCCUUGUACGAUGGAACAAUUUCCAAGCUCCUCCCACCAACACCGACGGCUCGAUCCUCGACACUAUCCGCGCAAAGGCGCUUUCGCAGCCAGAGGCCACGGCAAUCCACUCACCAGAUGUAAUCAUGACGUAUCAUGAGCUCGAUACGAUCAGUAACAAGCUGGCUGUUCACCUGCGUCUCCUUGGGGUUCGCCCUGACAUCCUUGUGCCGUUCCUAUUCCAGCGCUGUCACUGGGUCAUUGUCGUACAACUGGCCGUGCUUAAGGCUGGCGGGGCAUUUGUGCCUCUGGAGCCUGCACAUCCUAAUGCCCGCCUGGCAGAGAUCACCAAGCGCACCAACUGUGGAUUCCUGCUCACGUCGGACGCCAAUGCAGGCCGGGCAGCGCUACUGGCGGAGAAGGUUGUCUGCAUCAACCACAGCUUGAUGUCAAGCCUGCCCGCCGACUUUACUACCUAUCGGCUUGUGCCAUUGUCAAGCCCAUCCAGUCCCGCCUACGUCCUCUUUACUUCUGGAAGCACGGGCCAACCAAAGGGAUGCGUCGUGGAUUGCAGGGCGAUGGCGCAGAUACCGAACCAAGCCGUCGUGCAGUCGAUGGGCCUCUCCUCGUCCACCAGAGUGCUGCAAUUCGCGUCCUAUACCUUUGCCAUAUCCAUUUUUGAGAUCUACUAUGCCCUGAGCUCGGGCGCUACGAUCUGCAUGCCAACGGACCACGAUCGGAUCAACAGCCUAGCGACAGUGAUGGACGAGAUGAAGAUCACCUGGGCAUGCAUGACCCCGUCUUUGCUGAGAACACUGGACCCUGAACGCUCGCCAGCGACGUUGAAACGAGUCUUUCUUGGCGGCGAGCCCGUGGUCAAGGGCGAGUUCGAGGCUUGGGCUGCCAUUGUCGACCUGGUGUACGUCUACGGCGCGAGCGAGGUUUCCGGCGCCAUCGGUUUCACAGAUCACCAAUGCGACGGGAAUGAAAUUGCCUAUCAGGCGUUCCCCGGCAUGAGGUUCUGGAUUUCUGAUGCUCUCGACUACCACAAGCUUGCCCCGGUGGGAGUCACAGGAGAGUUGAUCCUCGAGGGCCCCGCAUUGGCUCAGAGAUACCUGGACGACGUCCAGUCCACGUUGACUGCGUUCAUUGACCCCCCCGUCUGGCGACAGUCCUUGGGUUUGCCAAUCGUUGGCGCUGCUGCUCGCAUGUACAAGACAGGCGAUCUUUUCCGCUACGCGCACGAUGGCAGUGUCACCCACGUGGGACGGAAGGGAACGCAGGUCAAGAUCCGCGGCAAGCGACUGGACUUGGGCGAGGUCGAGUUUCAUGUGAGCAAAUGCUGUCCAGAUGUUGCGCGCGUGAUUGCGGAGACCGCGGCACCACUCGAUGCGAAUGGAGUCCCUGCUCUUGUCUUGUUCCUAUACUACUCUGCUGAUGAUGCAGGUGAGAGGACCGAAGAGACGACAUCACAAACGCUGUUUGCGGCCGCCUCCGAGCGGUUUCAGUCCAUAGUUCAGUCGACGCAGAAUAAGCUGGAACAGACUCUGCCGGAUCAUAUGUUGCCGUCAUUUUACCUGCCGCUCGCGUCUAUCCCCAUGACUGUCACUGGAAAAGUUGACCGUCGAGCACUCCGGGAAAGUGUUCAGAAGUGCACGCGGCGCGAGUUGGAGGCUUAUCAGCCUACUGGGGUUGUUGAGCUGGUGCCGCCAGAGACGGUGCUAGAGAAGGCCCUGCAUGUGGUUUUUGCUCAAGUGCUCCGAAUCGACGGUGCCACGUUUGGCGUUCACCAUAGUUUCAUACGCCUGGGAGGAGACUCCCUAGCUGCCAUGCGAGCCGUCGGUCUGUUGACGACGAAGGAGUAUAACGUGACCGUGGCUGACAUUCUGGGCCAGCCAACGCGGGCUUCUGCGGCCGCAUCAUCUCCCCCUCCCUUUUCUCUCCUUGCCGGCGGCCACGAUGAGACCAUUGCAUCCGCAGCACAGCAAUGCGGGAUGUCCAUCUCUGCUAUUGAAGACUGUUAUCCCUGCACGGCAUUACAACAGGGUCUCAUGAUAUCCACCAUGAGAGUACCCGGCAGGUACAUCGCGCGGUGCGUUUUCGAUCUCGCCCGCGGCCUCGAUCUCGAACGUCUAAAAGCCGCCUGGCAACAGACAGUGGAUGCAAAUGUCAUCCUCAGGACCAGGAUCGUGAGGCGGGCUUCGGGAGACUUGAUUCAAGCUGUCCUCGGCAAGCAAGUCUCGGCCAUCCAGUGGCAGAGCUAUCCGACUGUCGGAGCCUACAAAAUGGAAGACGCUGUCAUUCCCAUGCACCCGGGCGACGCCCUCGCUCGAUUUGCACUAAUCGGGGACGGCUUCUCAGGGUGGUCACUUGGCCUGACGCUACACCAUGCCAUCUUCGAUGCACAUUCGCUGGGUCUCUUGCUCGAGCAGACCCAGCAGGCAUACUAUGGAGCAAACCUUGACCCCAACUUAUUCAGCCCGUUCAUCGAAACGGUCCAGAAGCAGGAUGGAGCUUCGGAGAGGGAGUUCUGGACGGCGACGUUCGCGGAUAUUCAUGCCCCGGUGUUCCCAUCACUCCCACACGACAGGGCGGUGCCGAGAGCAUCAACCCACCUUGAGCGGACUAUCCCGCUCCUCUCACGGACCGGCUCAGGCAUUACAUUGUCUAACGUGGCCCGCCUCGCAUGGGCGAUUGUCGUCUCGGCCCAUACGGACUCGGAGGAUGUUGUGUUCGGCGUGACAGUCAACGGGCGAGCGACAGCAACCGCGGGAGCUCAGGACAUGACAGGCCCCACAAUUGCAACCGUUCCCUUUCCAGUGCGCUGUCAGAAGCAAAAGAAAGUCGCAGAUGUUCUUGAGGCAGUUCAGUCUCUGGCAAUCAGCAUGAUGGCUUUUGAGCAGACGGGGCUGCAGAAGAUCCGCCAGAUGAGCCCGCAGGCAGCUGCCGCUUGCGACUUCCAGAGCCAGCUGGUUUUCCAGCAGCCGGCCGCUCUCGAUCCUAGUCAUCAAGAUGAUGCGCCGCCGAUCAUGGUGGGCAAAACCGCCCUCCAUGGUCUAGAGGACUUUAGCGUGUUCAUCGACUAUGUUAUCGGGUUGGUAUGCACGCCGUCCGCUGGGAACGAGUCGCUGCAUAUCAGCGCAUACUUUGACGGUGAUAUCCUUCCGGGGUACAUGGCCGAGCGCAUGAUGGGUCAGUUUGCGAAUGUUCUGCAGCAACUCUGUGCCGGUCAGCAUGACCGUGUGGUGGGGGAGCUGGAGCUUGUCAGUGUCGAAGACAGGAAGCUUCUAACGAAAUGGAAUGGCGUCUGUCUUCCAGUGGAAAUUUCACGUACGCUCCACGACGUGAUCCUGCAGAAUGCGCAAAAAGAGCCGCUGAUGCCAGCUGUGUCAUCCUGGGACCGGGGCCUCACUUACCGGGAGCUGGACGUGCUUUCCGCCACUAUUGCUCAAACUAUUAUUAUGCAGGCUGGCGUCAAGGAGCGAGAUCGAGUAGCGCUGUGUUUCGAAAAGUCCGUCUGGCCGGUGCUCAGCAUGCUGGCAGUCCUUCGUGCUGGGGCCACUGCGGUCAACAUCGAUCCGACACUACCUCCAGCACGCAUAUCGGCGAUUUUGGAGGUAUCAAACCCUUCCCUUAUCCUCGCGUCCUCUGAAAUGGGGCCCAUGAUGCGAGAUCUGCAGACAGGACUUCCAGUUAUCGAGAUCUCCCAAACGUCCGUACCCAUGACUACUACCACGACGGAAGAAGCAGCGCAGAUACAAUGGCCAACUGUCCAGCCCAACGACGUAGCCUUUAUUCUAUUUACAUCGGGAUCGACCGGAACACCCAAAGGCAUCGUCAUCGAGCAUCGUCAUUUUACUACAGCAUUCCAUCACCACCGCGACGCCCUGUACGCCCAUCCGGGGAUGCGAGCCCUGCACUUCUGCAGCUACGCGUGGGACGUAAGCCUGCAAGAGAUAUUCUUCACCUGGGUUCACGGCGGCUGUCUAUGCAUCCCAUCCGAGGAGCAGCGCCUGUCAAAUCUCGCCGGCUUCAUCCGCGAACACCAAGUCAAUUGGGCAAUUAUGACCCCCUCCGCGUCGACGAUUCUCAGGCCGCAAAGUGUGCCCGGCCUGGAAACGCUCGUGCUUGCCGGCGAGCCCAUCCCGCUGGAGUUGAUGGAGCUGUGGUCGUCGCGGCUGCGGCUGCUGAAUGGCUACGGGCCGGCCGAGGCCUUUACAUGUGCCUUCAACCACAUCGAGCCUGGAAGCCAUCACCCCGGACUGUUUGGCCCCAUGUGCGGCGUCGUGGGCUGGGUGACGGUUCCGGAUAAUGUUGACCGGCUCGCUGCGUUGGGGGCCGUCGGCGAGCUGCUCAUUGAGGGGCCGACUGUGACGCGUGGGUACCUCGAUCUGCCGGAGCUCUCGCGGGAGGCGUUCAUCGACGCCCCGGAGUGGCUCCGCAAGAUUCGGCCGGGGGUAAAGCCCGGACAUCUCUUUCGCUCGGGCGACCUCGUGCGCGUUGCAGAGGGCGGAUGUUUCCAGUAUCUGGGGAGGAAGGACACCCAGGUUAAGGUGCGCGGGCAGCGGGUGGUCCUUACGGACGUUGAGCAUCAAGUUCGGCUUCACUUUGUGGGUGCUCAGCAGGUCGUGGCGGAGGUUAUCCAGCCCCAGGGCUCAGCAGCAGUCAUGCUUGUAGCAUUUGUUUACACAACGCCUGUUCAAGGACAGGAGGAGAAGACCCAGCUGCUGCUUCGGGAGCCAGACGAGAACUUUCUGCAAGCCUGUGCAGCAGCAGUCACGCGUCUUGAAGGCGUUUUGCCUGCACAUAUGAUCCCAACGGCUAUGUGUCCCCUCUAUCGGGUCCCUUACGGAGCGACCUCGAAGAUUGAUCGCCGCCAGCUGCGACAGGCGGCCGAACGGUUGACCCCCGAACAGUUGCAGUCAUACACCACGGGAGUAGCAGACAAUUGCAGAAAUGUCAGCAAGGAGCCCCCUGUGUCUGCUGCCGAGAAGACAUGGCAGGCGCUCUGGGCCAGAGUCUUGGGAGUACCCGCACAGCGCAUUGGACGUGACGAUCUUUUCUUCCGGCUUGGAGGGGAUUCGCUCUCGGUGAUCAGGCUCUUGGAUCUGGCUGGCCAGGAUGGUCUGCCUCGUCUUACGUUCCAAGACGUCCUUCAAAGUCCUCGGCUGAGGGAGAUUGCUGCCUUGUCUGAGACCCGCGAUUUGUCUCGCGGCAGCGACGACAAUGACGACGGGCCUGCCCCGUUCGCCCUGGUGGAGGACGCUGACGCGCUGUUGCGCGUAGCCAGUGAGCAAUGCAAGACCUCCAUCGAGACGAUCGAGGAUAUUUACCCCUGUACACCCCUUCAAGCCAAUCUGAUUGCUGCAACUGUCCACCAACGCGGGGCCUACGUAAGGCUGAAUGCCUACACUUUGGUGCCCGACAUCGAUAUCGAAAGAUUGCAGCAGGCGUGGGCAGUCACGGCGAAGCGCAACCCCAUUCUCCGAACACGCAUUUUCCAGACACCAGAUGGUUCCUCCUACCAAGCUGUCCUCAACUCGCCACUCAACUGGUCACACCACGAGACUCCAGACGAUGUAUUCGCCUCCCAGCCCGUUAUGGGCCUGGGGACACCCCUGGCCCAUCUUAUGCUAUCUCCAGGCCACUUGCACCUUGUAAUCCACCAUGCAUUAUACGACGGGUGGACCCUGUCCUUGCUGGUUGCCGAGGUCGACAAGGCGUAUCUUGGGCUUCCGCUCCCGCCAGCUGCCAAGUUCAACAACUUCAUCGCGCAUGUCGAAAGCUCCAUGCAGUCAGCAGGCGCGUUCUGGACGCAAGAGCUAAAAGACUCACCAUCGGUUCAUUUCCCGGCCUUGCCCUCUCUCACCCACCGGCCUCAACCGCGCAUAUCUAUGAGCAGGAUCAUCGACCUGCCAGACAAUCCCACCCAAUCCAACGUCACGGUGGCGUCCAAGAUCAAGUUGGCCUGGGCGCUGGUGAGCCGAGCCUACACAAACAACAGCGACACCGUGACUGGCUUUGUCUCCUCCGGGCGAACCGCGCCGGUUGCGGGGAUUGUCAAGGUUCCUGGGCCCACCAUCGCAAGUGUACCGCUGAGGAUCCGCCUCGGUGCAACCCAGCGGGUAUGCGAAGCCCUGGAAGCGGUGCAAGCCCAGUUCGUCAAGCAGACACAGUACGAGCAUCUCGGGCUGCAGAACAUCAGCCAGCAGAGUGAAGGUGGCGCAGCCGCCUGUCAGUUCCAGACUCUGAUUGCUGUUGAGGCCAAGGAGCACGAAGUCCAGGGAGCUGGAGAACGGCACACGUGGUUCUGCGGCGAGAAGGUGCUGUCGGAUAUCAACAAGUUCAGCAGCCACGCUUUGAUGCUGCAAUGCCAGACGCGUCCCGGGGGCGGUGCCAUCGAGGUGACGGCAACCUUUGACCCGGAGGUCCUGGCAUCGGAGCAAAUGCACCGGGUCCUCGCGCAGUUGGAUCAUUUCCUCGUGCAGAUCCAGGCUGUGUCCGAGGCCAGUGCAACGACGAUCGCAGACCUGGAUAUUCUGAGCGAUGAGGAUCUGCAGCAGUUGCUGCGUUGGAACGCGCUGCCUUUGCCUCCCACGCCGUGGGGACGCAACCGCUGUGUGCAUGAUCUGGUGCGUGACGCAUGUCAACGUCGUCCGGCUGCCGUGGCCAUCGAGGCCUGGGACGGCCAGUUUACGUAUCAACAAAUCGAUGACCAUGUUGCAGACCUAGCACAUCGUAUCCAAACCCUCGGCGUUGUUCGCCCGGACACCUUUAUUGGGCUGUACAUUGAGAAAUCCCGUUGGACCGUUGUGGCCCAGUUGGCCGUCCUCCGGGCAGGGGGGGCUUUUACCAUGCUCGAACCCUCCCAGCCACUUCAGCGGCUCCGAGAACUCUGCGCGAUUACCCAGCUGCCUUUGAUUUUGACGACGGAGGACCAGCAAGAGGCUGUCGCCGGACUAUUCAGCCUCCCAGUACUGGGCGUUGGCAACACUCUCCUUAAACAACGCCCCCUGUGUCUCGAGACCGGCUGCACGCGCGUGAAGCCGUCCAAUGCCAUGUAUACAAUUGCUACAUCCGGCACGACGGGAAAGCCCAAGGUGGCAGUCAUCGAGCACGGCUGCUUUAUUGCCAACAUCCAGCCGAUAAUCGACGCGGUGGGCAUCAAUGCCGACUCACGAGUCCUCCAGUUCGCAGGAUACGGCUUCGACGCGAUGCUCAUUGAACACAUGAUCACGCUACUGGUCGGGGGCUGCAUUUGCAUUCCAUCUGGAUUCGAUCGCGACAACCGUCUGGCAGAGGUCAUUACAGAGAUGGGAGCCAACUGGGCCAUGUUGACUGCAUCCGUUAUCCAACUCCUCACACCAACCAACGUGCCAACCCUCACAACCCUAGUCCAAGCUGGCGAACCUAUGCAGCAGGGCAUUGUUGACCGCUGGGCCUCGCAUGUCAGGCUGAUGAAUGCAUACGGGCCGUCCGAGUGCACGAUCCUCUCGUGUGUCCAGAAUUGCAUCCCGCCAGGUGCAGCGCCCUACGAUAUCGGCUAUGCGACAGGCGGGGUGACCUGGGUCGUUGAUCCGGACACACUCGACCCAGUUCCCAUUGGCGCCGAAGGCGAACUGAUCAUCGAAGGCGACAUCGUCGGCCGCGGGUACUUGAAUGACCUCGAGCGCACCGCCGCCGCUUUCAUCCCCUGCCCGCACUGGCUGGCCGACCUGAGGCGCUCUUCAAAUGCCAAUGGCACUGAACCUGGACCGGGAACCCAGCUGCACCGGGUGUAUCGGACAGGCGAUCUGGUCAGAUAUACCCCACGGGGAUCCAUCGCGUACAUCCGCCGCAAGGACUCGCAGAUCAAGCUUCGCGGGCAACGGCUCGAGCUGACGGAAGUAGAGCACCACGUCCAGCAGACGUUCCCGGGUGCUCUGCAGGUUGUGGCUGCCGUCUCUACCUUGGGUGGUACGGGCAAUGCUGUUUUAUUUGCAUUGGUGCUCUACGCCCCUGACGCCGCCCAGCGUUCAGCUGCGACUGACACGGAUCGCACUGAUAUCCUACUCCCCGCGAGCAACCCCGACUUCCGCAAGGCCGUCGAGACCACCGAGCUGGCUCUCGUGGAGCGCGUGCCCGCAUAUAUGGUGCCUAGUAUCUUCAUCCCCCUGUCCCGCGUUCCCCGCGACAACAACGGCAAGGUCGAUCGACGGCUGAUCAACGCACGGCUGUCGUCCCUGUCCCGGAAGGAAGCCGAUGGCUACAGCCCCAGCUCCUCGGCCGCCAGCACCAUAGUUGCGCCGCAGAACAAGCUUCAACAUGAUAUCCGGGCGAUAUGGGCCGGUGUGCUGGGCAUGGCUGACGAGGACAUUGGAAUCCACAACAGCUUCUUCCGCAUCGGCGGCGACUCCAUCACAAGCAUGCAAGUUGUUGCUCGGUGCAGGAGUGCUGGGAUUGACAUUACUAUGCGGGACGUUUUCAAGCAUCGCACUAUUUCGCAGCUGGCGUUGCAUGCUACUCGUAUAGACGAGGGAGAGAAAAGGGCUCUCCCGGGCGAAGAGGAGGCGGAUGUUGGCUUGGAUCACGCGGUUAGCUUAUCGCCCAUUCAGCAAAUGUACUUCGACUAUGCUCUCGAGAAUCCGAAUCAUUUCUCGCAGAGCGUGUUUCUGCACUUGGAAGGACCUGGUGUGGGUGGUGCUGAAUCCAUGGCCCGUGCUCUGGCUGUGAUUGUCGAGACUCAUCCCAUGCUACGGGCUCGCUUUGAGAAAUCCAGCGACGGCACAUGGAGACAGCGAGUCAAGGGGAAUGCAGAUCAGAGUAACUACCGGUACCAUCAUCACGGUGUCAAGUCGCAGGCGCAGAUCAAAUCCAUCUGCAGCGCCAGUCAACAGGCUCUGGAUAUCCGACACGGGCCUCUACUGAUCGUAGACCAGUUUGAGCGAGAUGACGCAACGAAGUGGCUCUUCCUUGUUGCACAUCACCUGGUUAUUGAUCUCGUGUCAUGGAGGGUGGUUCUGGCCGACCUCGAGCAGCUGCUUACUACCGGGGAACGGCCCAAGGUCCCCCCGACUUCAUUCCUCCGGUGGUGUCAGUUACAAGCCGAUUAUGCUGCUCGGCUUUCCGCGCCGCACCAGGUAGAGGAGGACCAAGAGACUGAUAUCAGUGCAUACUGGGGAAAAGAUGUGACCAGAAACACGCACCGAGACGUGGACAGAUACGCCUUGAUCCUCGACAAGCAGACGAGUGAGCUCUUGCUCACCAAGGCCAACAUCGCUCUGAACACGCAGCCCGUAGAGAUCGUCCAGGCCGCGCUGCUGCACUCGUUUGUACACCUCUUCCCGGACCAUCCAGCCCCCAUCAUCUUCUCCGAAGGCCACGGGCGCGAGCCAUGGGAUGCUACAAUCGACAUCACCAGAACAGUCGGCUGGUUCACCACUAUCUGUCCAGCUCAAGUAUCCCUAGGUGCAUCUGAGGACUUUGUCACCGCACUACGACGCACCAAGGAUGCCCGUCGCAGGUCUCCCGCCAACGGAUGGGAACACUUCACCGCGCGGUAUCUCCAUCCGCAAGGCCCAAAGACCAUGAAGGGAAUGGAGAUUCUGUUCAACUAUCAAGGCCGCUAUCAGCAGCUAGAGCGACCGGACGCCAUGCUGAAGAUUGACAUGGCAAAUCAAUUUACCGCUGGGGAUGUCGCUCCUGACAUGCAGCGGUUUGCGCCUAUUGAGGUAUCAGCGCAGGUGGCCGAUGACUGCUUGCGAGUAGAAUUCCAAUUUAAUCGCCACAUGCGGCACCAGGACCGUCUAUAUCAGUGGGGGCCGGUUUGUGAGCGGUCUCUGCGCCAGGCAGCUGCCCAGCUGACUGACAUGUCUGGACAUAUCCAAACCGUGUCUGAUUUCCCUCUCGGAUCCUCCCAUGUGACGUCCGACUUGCUGGAUGAGACCCUGCGUACAAUGCGAACGAGACUAGCUAACGGCCGUCAGCUCAUUGUGCAGGACGUCUACCCCUGUACCCCGAUCCAACAGGGGAUGCUCAUGGGAUACACCCGCACACCAUGGCAUUACGAACAGGUUCUCACCUGGAGGGUUGUCGGUGCCUCGCUGAGGGACGUAGCCCGACUGCAGGCAGCGUGGCAGCACGUUGUGAAUGCACACCCCGCCCUUCGCACUGUCUUUUUGCAGACCUCCGACGGCCACAUCGAGCAGCUGGUCUUGCAAGAUUACACACCUGUGGUCCGGAUUCACAAGGACAGCAGCCAUCAAUCUCACGCACCCGAGCCCGAGCCAGUUUCACUGGAUGCGCUCAAACCGCUACAUGAGCUGCAUGUCCACACCUCGUCAACAUCAGGAGACGUCAUGCUCCGACUCCAUAUAAAUCAUGCGCUCGUGGACGGAACGUCGACGAAAAUCCUCCGGCGGGACCUUGUCUGCGCUUACGAGGGACAGCCGCUGCCGACAAUGAUGCUUGAAUCACAGUCCUAUCGCGACUACGUCGAGUACAUGCUCACCCAGGCUGCCAGUCUCAAGUCACAUCAGUACUGGCAAUCCCAUCUGCAGGGAGCCCUUCCGUGCCUCGUACCCUCUCUCCAAGGCCACGACGGCAGCAACGAUCUUCCACAGAGUGUCAGUACUAUCAGAUCCUUCACCAUGGAGCUAGGACCAACCGAGGCCCUGGAUACCUUCUGUGAAGUCCAUGAACUGGCACUGACCGUAUUGUUCCAUGUCGCCUGGGCCCUUGUGGUCAAGCAGUAUACGGCAUCUGAAGACGUUUGUUUCGGCUACAUCGCGUCUGCACGGCACGCGCCUGUGCAGGGUAUUGAUGAUAUGGUUGGCCCACUUAUCAACAUGCUGGUUGGCCGCAUCGAUAUGCCGGCUGGCAUGACCCUGUUAUCGGUGCUGCAGCAGUAUAACAGAACAUAUCUGCAUAGCCUGGAGCAUCAGCAUCAGCCUCUCGCGGAGGCUUUGAAUGCCAUUGGGUCGACCUCGGGCGAGCUUUUUAACACCUUGCUUACAGUCCAGUACCAGCAAGACCCCCGGAAGGAUGCAGCUGGGGAUCCGUCAGGCAUAGUCCUGCUCGACGAGGAUAUGGAGGAUAAAUCAGAGUACCCUGUCACACUCAAUGUCGCAGUCUUUCCGGACCGUGUUGAGCUGCUCUUCUCCCAUCACACGGCGCACAUGAGUGAUUGGUAUGCAGCCCGUAUGGCCCGAUGCUUCCGGCACGCUCUCGCCGAGGUCCUCACGCACCCUUCUCUGCCUGUUGGCGAGAUUCAGGUUGUUGAUGACAGUCAGCGGCAACAAAUCCAGCAGCGGAACGAGCCACUUGCCGACCCGGUCGAUACCUGCGUGCAUCAUAUCAUCCAUCAACGAUGCCUUGAUUCCCCAGCCUCCGCGGCAGUCUGCUCCUGGGACGGGGAAUUCACUUACGAAGAAUUGGACACGGUAUCGUCGGCGUUGGCAGAGGAGCUCAUCGAUUAUAGCAUCGGCGUGGACACGACGGUUCCAGUUCUGCUGGAAAAGUCUCGAUGGGUGCCGGUCGCCGUCCUUGGUAUCCUCAAGACCGGCGCAUCCUUUGUGCUAAUGGACGCUUCGCACCCUGAAGCCAGACUACGCGGUCUAUGUGAGGACGUUCAGGCGCCACUGAUCCUGGCGUCACGGGGGACCUUCUCCAAGGCAUCGAACCUCGCACCCCAGGUCGUUUGUCUUGGUGAGCGACUGCUUGGGGAGAUAGCAUGCCCCCAUCCGGCUCGGUGGACCCGAGUCCCAGUCUGUGCAAGCAACGCGGCCUACACGGUGUUUACCUCGGGCUCAACAGGGAAGCCCAAGGGCGCAAUUUUGGAUCACUCAUGUCUAGCGACGGCGGCAAAGCAUUUGCAUUCUUGCAUGUACAUGAACUCUGCGUCACGGGUUCUACAGUUCUCCUCGCACGCGUGGGACAUUGCCGUAGCAGAUAUUGUACUGACACUGCUUGCCGGUGGAUGUGUCUGCAUCCCUUCGGAAGAGGAACGCACCGGCGACAUUGCGGCAGCCGCCAACCGGAUGAGAGUCAAUUGGGCCAUCCUUACCCCUACAGUGUCACGGCUGGUCAAGCCUGGGGACCUCAAGCACCUGCAGACUCUGGUCCUUGCGGGAGAGCCCUUGUCACCAUCGGACCUGGCCAUCUGGCACGAUAAAGUCCGGCUCAUUUCAGCCUAUGGCCCGGCCGAGUGCUGUCCCAUCAGUACAGUUUCCGAACCCCUGACCGCGUCCAGCAAUCCUCGAGAUAUUGGACGACCCCCAGCUAAUGUGGCAUGGAUUGUGGACCGGGAUAACCACGCCCGCUUAGUCCCCGAGGGCGUUGUAGGCGAACUACUUUUGGAAGGACCGACUGUUGGUCGUGGGUAUGUGAACAAUGCCCAACAGACUGCCGCCGCGUUUAUCGAUCCUCCGCUGUGGCUGCGGGGUUCACGACACGGUCAGUCUUCCACGCGGUUGUACAAGACCGGUGAUCUUGCUCGUUUUAACCCGGACGGGCGUCUCAUCUUUGUUGGACGCAAGGACAAUCAGAUCAAGAUCCGUGGGCAGCGGCUUGAACUAGGUGAGGUCGAGGCUCAGGCCGGCAUUGCCUUCUUGAACAGGGACGUGACGGUGGAGCUUGUAGGGCAGGCAGACGAUGCAUUCCUGGUGGCAUUUGUGCACCCGAUGGCGGAUGACCACGAAUCACCAGCAGCUGGUACCGGGAGUUUGCUGCGGCAACCGCACUCCCAGCAGUUUCAAGAGUCUGUCCGGGCAGCCAUAUCCACUCUCCGCAAAGCCCUGCCAUCGUACAUGGUUCCUACAGCCUUCUUGCCCUUGGCCUGGGUGCCUAAAUCGCCUACAGGCAAGACAGACCGCAAAAGGCUGAUUGAGCUGGCCGCUUCCCUGUCGCAGAGUGAGCUCGACGUCUACAGCGGCACCAAUGCUACACGGCGUACGCCUUCGACACCCCUGGAGGCUCAACUGCAGGACCUCGUAGCGCGGGUGUUGAAAAGGUCGCCGGGCAGCAUCGCAUUAGAUGAAGACCUGUUCCACACUGGACUCGACUCACUCAGGGCCAUGACAUUGGCGUCCUUGGCCGCAAAGGAGGGCCUGAAGCUUCUCGCUCUCACCAUCUUCCAACAUCCGCGACUCUCUCAGUUGGCGGCUGUGCUUGAAGAGGGCGCCAGAGCAGCAGCAGUCUCGUCGGCGACCUCGUCGAGCCCGCAAUCAACCCCCAACCCGCUCCUGGGCUCAGUCGAUGUCCUCUGCACCAAGUGGAAGAUCGAUCGCAGCCAGGUCGCGGAUGUUCUGCCCACCACCUUUUACCAACGCGGGUCUCUUGACUGUCAGCACUUGGCGCACAUGGUCUUGACCUUUUCACACCCGGUGGAUCUGGCCCGAUUGCAGAGUGUCGUUGUCGCCGCGAUCCGCCACUACGACAUCCUUCGGACCGUCUUCGUCCCCUUUGAGAAUACCACGGUUCAACUAAUCCUGCACAAGAUGAGUCUGCCCACCGUUGAAAUCCAGACAGACAAAGACCUGCAAUCGACGGUGCAAUCCCUUUGCCAACAAGAUAUCCAGACCCCCAUCCCACCGGGCCAUCCCGUGACUCGACUGUUCUUCAUCAUCUCCCGAAAACAAGACGACAACCACCUUGCCAUGAUUUUGAGACUCCACCAUGCCCAGUACGAUGGAGUCUCCAUCCGGCGCAUCCACAACUACAUCACCGCCGCCUACGAAGAUCCCACCCACCCCCCGCUCACCACGGCCGGCUACGCUGACUUUCUCAACGCCCGCAGACAUCACCAGCACGCCUCAACAUUCCAGUUUUGGCGAGACCUGCUCCACGGCUCGACCAUGACCUGCCUCGCACCAGGAGGGGGCCAUAUCUCCACUACGACCCAUCGCCACCGCAUGGACCUCCUCGUCACCAGCGCGCGCGAGAUCCCCAGACCCCGUCUCCAGCCGGGCCUCACAAUGGCCACAUACCUCAAAGCCGCAUGGGCGCUUGUCCUCGCCGCGCAAACGCACAUACACGAUCUCGUCUUCGCCCAGCUCGUCAGCGGGCGCAACCUGCCCGUGCCGGACAUCGAUCGCAUCGUAGGCCCCUGCAUCAACUACAUCCCCGUGCGAGUCACCCUGCAACCCACCUGGACCUGCAGCGAGCUCCUGCGCAACGUGCAAGCGCAGCAUAUCCGCACCAUGGCACACGACGCGGUCGACUUUGAUGAGCUCGUCGCCCGGAGCACCGCGUGGCCGGCCGGCACGGAGAUCGGAACGGGCGUCCACUUCCUGCACGGCGACCGGUUCUGGGACGAGGUCCGCGCGGUGGACGGGGUGGAGUGUCGGAGUCAGCAUAUUGAUUUCAAGCUCCUGCAGACGUAUCCCAUGCUCACUUGUACUGGGAGUCCCGAUGCAGAGGAAGCGACGGGGCGGUCGGUGCUAGGCGUGGCGCUGACCAGCGCUGUCUUUGGGCAGGAGGUUGCGGAUCGCGUUUUCGAGGUCUUUUUGGGCAUGCUAGAUUACUUGACCACGACCCCGGAGAGGUUGGUUGCGGAGGUGAUAGCCUGA
Messenger RNA from Aspergillus lentulus, 15147 nucleotides. The record is from RefSeq and is a predicted model, not a curated record. NCBI's taxonomy places the organism in Eukaryota, Fungi, Ascomycota, Eurotiomycetes, Eurotiales, Aspergillaceae.